GUUGAAGGUAUGAAAGCAUCGAGCAGCAACAGGGGCAUGCAGGGCACCGCGAGCAGCAGCAAGGGAACAGCAAACAGCACACACAAACCGAGCAAGGCCGGCCCAUCUGUUCUUUCACUCAUGGCGGUGAGUACUCAUCGUCCAUCGGGGGCGGCUGCACCAUCCAUGUGAAUGGUUGUGCUUGUGUCUCCAUGACGGCCUCCUCAUCUGCCGACGGGCCGUCCAUGGGGCGUGGGGGCAUUGCAAGAGGCACCAGCUGCUGCAUGGAGGCGGGCGGCAGAGGCACGGACAGACCGCCGAGAUGACCUCUGACACAGAGGGAGACAUGGGAUGAGGUAAUAGCUAACGCUGUCCGUCCGCUAGGUAGUACGUACCUCUUGAUGAGGAAGUCCAGUUCGCUCUGCAUCGCACGCCGACGGGCCAUCUCUGACACCCACCAAACACAGACACAUCCAUCCCCUCGUCUGUCUCUAGCUGUGUGCCCAAUCCACCCCACCCCACCCCACCCCACCUAUCAUGAUGUCAUUGGACUGGAAUCUCGCCGAAGCUGACGCGAAGGAGUCCGGCGGGCUGGUGUCGGUGAACACGCCCUUGCUCCCGGGCAACAGCCGGCUCUGCUUCAGCGGGGGCAGCUUUCCCGGCGGCCGAUGUGUCUCUCUCCCCAUCCCAUCUCCCCUGUUGAUGUGUGUGGAGUAUGCCGACCCAGUGGCCGCCAGCAGCGGGUGCAGCUCCACCAGAUGCAUUGGUGUGCGGGGCGGGGGCAGGUAGAGAGAUGCCAGUGGGGGCGGCUCCUCCAUCACCGAUGCAGCCUGCAGGGGUGUGAGUAAUCCUCUUCGCCCGCUGCUGCCGUCUUCUGCGCGUCGGGUGGUGAGCGGCUUGCUGACGUCAUGGUGCAGGUGCUGGUGCACAUACACGGGCUGCUGGGUGGACCUGCCUUCCAGCACGCUUGUGUAGCUCUCUGUCGCGUGCACCUGGUGGUCAUUAUCAUAGCUGUAAUCGUUUUCAUCGCCGCCGAGCAGCCGAGGUGAGCGCAGCACAUUCACUGCGUCGCCUCUCUUGAUGGAGCCGACGAGAGGUGACUUGAGCAGCCGUGACUCGAGAGCAUUGGGCGGCCCUCUCUUCGGCAGGCACAGCUGCCUCGGCGGUCUCGGCUUCUUUGGCUUCUUCGGCAGCUCCUCAACUGGCGGGGGGACGGGAAUCGGCGGCGGCAGAGGGUGUGGGUGGGGCUGCCUCCGUCCGGUGUGGUAGACGUGGACGUGGUGCGACACCGUGUACUGGUCCAGCACACACAGCGUCUGUUGGUCCCCCUCCUCAUCUCCUUUCUUGUCCCUGAGGUGGGCGGCUUUGGAUGACUCCCCAUGAUGCUUGGGGCUCUUCUGUGGCCGCCCGCCGCUCUCUCGCGUUCGUUUCGGUGGCCGGGGGUGGCUGGGUGCCUUCUCCACGGGGGCCAGCCUUCCCUUCGGUCGCGCCUUUCCUCCAGUGACAGUCACGUCAUCAGCUGCUGCUGCUGCUGCUGGUCUGUAGGCGGCAUUGGACGGGACAGGGAAGACGUCCUUGACGGCCUCUCUGAUGCGCCGGGCGGUCUCGAGCUCCUGCCGAGUCUUCUUGCCUUUCCAUGCUGCCUGAAUCUUCACUGCAGCAUCGUCGGCCUGCCUCUGUCUCAGCUCGUCUGCGGCAUGAUCUUCCUCUUGAAGCGGCUCGCCUUUGUCAGUGUCCGCAGCCUCUGGAACGGCGGCUUCUUCUGGUGCCUUUUGUUCUGGCUGUUGAUCCGCCUUGCGCCUCGUGUCGUCAAGUGUGUCCACCUCGGCCUCAAGAAACAGUGUGUCUGCCUGGUGGAUCGGUCCUACCGCAUAGUAUGUGUCUCGCCCUUGUUCUGCCGUGUGCAUGGCUGAGACGGUUGACAGGCUCUUGGUGAGGUCGCUGACAUAGGCGCGUGCAGCCGCACCAGGAGCCACGCUGUCGCCAGCGGUCUUGUGCGCGGCUUCUUGUGGCUGUCUUGCAGACAUGUCUCGCCGGCAUUGUCUCCCCCUCCACACCUUCUGGAUGGUCACGGCAGCUGAGGCCUCACGCCCAUCGGCAGCCGGCCUCGCCGUCUCAUCAGCAGCAUCCACCUGUGGCGGGGCUGCCUCAUGGACCUGGCUCUCCUCUGGAGGCUGGUCAUCCACCAGGGCUUCUCUCAGCAGCUCUGUGGCCUCCUCUGCUUGUGGUGGUGCUGGUGCAGUGAGAGUGGCGUCAAGAGGUGGAGAGGUAGAGGAAAGGGGCCGGGGGGAGAGGACCUUGCGGACCUCGUAGCCCCUGAAUGUUCGCUGAAUGUCCUUGGCCGCCUGCUGCUGCCGCGGCUGCAGUUCCCUCAAUGUCUGUUCGGGCGCUGUGGGGUCGAUCAGCUCGGUAGUCAGCAGAGGCAGACUCUUCGCGAACAUCUCUUUCUGCCCCCUCAGUCUGGCCACCCGCUGCCGGCCCUUGAAGCCCCUGUAGCUGCGCUGAAUCGUGACGGCGCUUUCCUGCCGCCUUUGCUCCUCCAACCGAGGCAGGCUCACGCUGAGGCUGAGGUUGGACGGUCCUCUCAGCGGGGCCCAGUCGAUGUCGAUCUGCGGCUCGUCCCGCUCCUCGUCCUCAACACUCGAAACGACGUCGAGGCCGUCCUCCUCGCCACCAUCAUGUGAGCGGGGCCUUGGCUCGGCUCGCCGGGCCUUCUCGGUGACGCGUGAGCAUGACGAUGGCGUGUCUCGCGCCAGGCAGGUGCGCACCCGCUCCAACGUGGGGAUGUCGACCGUGAUGCCGAGAGAGCAGUAGAGACCUACACAUAACAAAACAGAGGGAGGGGGGGAGGGAGGAAUAUGCAGUGGGUUGGUUAAUCGAGCAUGGUCUGCCUGUGUUCUGCUCUCUGACCGACCAGUGCCGUCAUCUUUCUGCAUGGCGCAGUAUUCGAUGACCGUGGGCAGCCGCAGCAAAGCCAUGGCCUCAACGUCGUCACUCGGCAGCGGCCACACCCUCCCCACAUUUCGCCUCGUGGCCUCAAAGCGCGGCCGGAACGAGAACAGCAGCCUCGCCCUUGCCUCCUCCUGUUGUCCUUGGUAAGCUUCCCUCGCCGUGUCUCGCGCCGCCACCGUGCGUGGCGAUGCUCGCUGAAAUCCCACAUCCAGCGUGCUGACCACCAUGGGCUGUGCGGACUCCCUGUCUCUUGACGAGGCCGGCACUGACGUGGGCGACUCCAUAGUGGUCCUGACGACCGUCCGUCUGGCCCGCGACGGCGAUGUAGGCGAUCGCGGCUUGGCUUCGGCGACUCUCGGCCUCUCAGGCGAUGUGCGCGGUGGCGAGACUGUCCGGUCGCUGUCGCGAGGGGAGGUGGAGCUGUCCCGACCCUGCCGCUCACGCACCCGUCGGUGCCGCUCCGCCCGCCGCAGGAGGUUUUCUUUGUCGCGGAGGUGUUUCUCGAGCUGCCGGAUGAUCUGUGACUGCAGGGGGAGGUCGAGGGGUGGCAGGGAGGGGGGCAGGUACUUGAGAAUGCGCGGCGACCGAAGAGACUCUGUAUGCAUGACAUGCAUGAGGCGACAACACACAUGACGGAUGAACAUCACCAGUCAGCCAGUGAUGGUCGUGUAUCGUCUGACUGACCAAGGACCAAUCCCUCCUCGCUUGUUGGCUGCUGGCCCUGUUGGCUGGCUGGUGCAUGCUGUACGCCAUCGGGGGCAGCCGAUGUCGCCGUGUGGCCCUUGCCGUCGGCUUCGUCAUCAUCUGGCAACAUGGAUGGCGGCGGGGCUCCUACGAUAGGCUCGGUCACCUUAGUGCGAUUGUUGGAGGAAGCCAAUUUGCUGUCCAACGUCUGAGUAUGACAGACACAUAGGUGAAGGCUGGAUGGAUGUGGGUCGUCUGUAGGUCCAUCCAUACCAGCGCGACGUCAGGAGCCAGCUGUGGUGGUGUAGGGGGUGGCCUUUCCACCACACCCAUAGAGGGGAUCUGCAGCUGACGACUUGCAGGAACUGACAGACAGACACAUACGAGAGAACGGAGGGAGGGAGGGACACAGGGCGAUGGUCCGUGCCAUACAGACAGGGCGGCUCCAGCAAGCUUAGCGUACCAUCAUGGUGUGUCGAUGUGGUGCGCUGCAUGCCCGGCACGACGAAUCGGGUACCCGUGGCGGCGUGCUGGGCAGGCAAGGACGACUGAUGGCAAAACGGACGGACAGAAGAAAACGCAUCAACCAAAAUGUCGAUAUAUGCGUGUUCUGGACGGUUGGCUUACGAGUAUGUCCUGCAGGUCCUCUUCAGGCGGCGCGGGGCAUUCCUCACCGAACACCUUCUCGCGCGUCUUGAAGUUGUACCUGCAGCCAGCCAGCCAUCCACUCACCAACCCACCCACCCACCCAUAUGUGUAUGUAUGUCAUUCAUCGGAGAGAAAGGGAGUGGCAGCCAAAGACUCCACUUACUCACUCCCUGCCUCACCCACCAGUAGGGUACGAGUCCCCCCUCAUAGAAUUUGAGCCAUGGGGAGAGGGGGUAUGAGUGCUGGAUGCUCUGGUGCCACACCUUGAGCACCGUGUCGAGGUUCUUCGCAAACAACUUGGGCGUGUACAACGUCUGAAUAUGGGCAGACACACCGGCAAGGUCAAGGCAUCGCAGGUGCCAUGCCGCUGAGCUGAGCUGAGCUGAGCUGAGCUGAGCUGAGGUGAGCUGAGGGAGACACUACCCACCCCACCCACUCGCACACACCCUCCCGGCCCACCUUCUUGACUCCGUAUUGUUUGUGGUUCUGCCGUGCGCCCUUCCGGUGGAUCUGACGACUGCACAACACAACCAAUAGUCACAAUGUGUGCCUCCCGUGCCUCUCUCUUGUUGCUUUGUCUUUCUGAUUGCCUGCCUGCAGGUCGGGCAGAGUGCGUCCCCGCAGUCCUCACAGAUGUAGGCGGACUCCUUUUCGUCGCAUUGGAAACAAUGCAUCUUCUGAACACACACAACACAAACCACAACUCACUCGUCCCCCCACAAGAAGAUAUAUGUCCCCUCAAUGAGAUGAGUGAAUGCUACUUACUGACCGAUGCGAGUAUGACGCCGUGCUGCUGCCUCUUGCCCUUCCUGUGGGUCUGCUCGAAACACGGCAGGCAAAACAGAUCGGCGCAGUCUUCACACCUGCACACACACCACACCAGACCAGACCAAUCCAAUCAACAGUCCAGCGACAGACAGACACCUUCCUGGUCCAAUUCACCCACUCACCGGACGACGGCAGCGUUUCCCUGGCACUCUGAGCAGACGAACUGCUCCAUGAACACUGCAGGAUGGUCUCGCCGACGGCCUGCAGACAGACAGACAGACAGACCCAGGCAGAUAGCGACACAGAGACACACAGGGGGAGUCAGUCUGUGUGUCUGUGUGCCUACCUACCUUGUAAGUGUGUGGCGAAGAAGCAGAAGUUGCAGAGUGUAUCGUGGCACACCGCACAGCUGAAGUCAGCCAGCGCAGACUCGCACUCCACACAUAUCAGCAGCCCUGUCGGCGAUAUCUAAAAGCCCCACAAACAAAACACCACACGCCCAUCCAUCCAUCCAUCCAUCCAUCCAUCCAUUGCCUCUCUCUGUCCACUUUGCGAGUGACGUGCAUACAUACUUUCUUGAGGAAUCCGAUUCGGUCGAGCUCUAGGUGGACGAACAGCUUCUGCGGGUCCACACAGUUGUAGAGUGUCACCGUCUCGGGAUCGUCCCUUUUCCGAAAGUAUGCCUGUUCAAUGGCCGCCUUGACGCGCGGCAGCAGGUAGGGCUCAUACAGCGGGCUCACAUCCAGCAGCGGGAGCAGGCUCUCAAUGGUGCGUGCCUGUGCAACCGCCCGAGCGCCGCCUCCCCCAUAGGAAGUAGCCCGCUCGACGGCGUCGAAUAUGAUCUCCUGCGCUCGGAACAGCCGGUUGGUCCGCCUGCGGUCCAGCUCGGCCUUCUCGAUGGCAAUGCGGUGGGCCAGCAGCCGGUAUUCUUCCAGCGUAGGGAGCGUGCUGCAGUGCAAUGAACGAACCGUGGUUUGGAGGAAAAUGGGGAAUGAGUGCACUCCACGUGUGGGUCGAUUGGUUUGUUUGUUUGUCGAUAUCUCACCUUUGUACGACGCCUGUGUGGUCGUUGACGAAUACGGCGUCCCUCUCCUGCAGCCGCAGGAGCCAGCCCUCGUUCUGCAGGGCCAGCAGACAGUCCCGGAUGAUCCACAGCAACUCGGUCUCCAUGGAAGGGUCAAUCGACAACAGCCUGCACACACACACAUAGGGGAGGCAGCCAGGCCAGACAAACACAAACACACAUUCACCGCGCCCCUAGCUGCCCUCUCCCGCCAGCAUUUUGCAUUGAACACACGGCACCCCCACCCAUCAGACUGCCUGUGUGUGCCGUGGUGCUUCCCUCACUUGGACAUGGCCUGGACCACUUCAAUGGGGAACUGGGGCUCCUCCUUCUCGUCCAGCACCGGUGGCCGGUGAUAGGAUGAGUGCGGCCGCAGCGGCAGGGGGAUGAGGUCAGGAACCUCAGGGUGCGAGUGGAACCGGGGACGGUGGCGCUCGUAAUGCAUGCCACCAGUGCCAUCCUCUGCUUGCGGGCCUCCCUGCCGCCCUGUCAGCGGACCGUCGCUGCUCGUCAU
Messenger RNA from Vitrella brassicaformis, 6608 nucleotides. The record is from the annotation of a GenBank genome assembly. NCBI's taxonomy places the organism in Eukaryota, Vitrellaceae.